Molecule: messenger RNA, 953 nt
Organism: Coffea arabica (coffee)
Lineage: Eukaryota; Viridiplantae; Streptophyta; Magnoliopsida; Gentianales; Rubiaceae
Source: RefSeq, a predicted model, not a curated record
AUGCUCUAGUUGCAUCUUGAAUUUUCCUGGUAGUAUACAAACACUUCCUGUCUGUCGUUCUGCUUGCUUUAAUAAUAUAUUACUGCCAGUUUUAUACGUAAUUGCCCAUAUAAUAUACAUUCUGUGAGCACUGAGAAAUGAGGGGACAAACCAGUACUGUUGUUUUGGCCUUCCUCUUGGUAUGGGCCUUGAACCUCAAGCUCGCCGAGCUGCCGAUUUUCAGACGGCAGAACAGGGCGGACGACUCAGUAGCCCCACAGCCACAACCCACACCCAUCAACGACGACCUCGAGCGAGGUACAAGUGGGAGACUACCUGAAUCUGAUGAUCAUGGUCCCAAAAUUCCCGACAUGCCAACCAAGCUGCAGUGGGGGCAGAUGGUCAUCGGAGUUUGUUUUCCGGCUGUUAACACCGCCUUGCAAGCUCUCCAAACUCCGGCGCCUCUCCCCAGGACCUUUCCCUGGUUCUACCUGACAUUCGAGCUGGCCCUUUUUGCUUCCUUGGUGUCUAUCUACAUUCGACGCCGUUCCGAGAAGGCAUCUCUGAUCCUGGAGCAUCUUGCUGUACUCUUCGGCGCUACGGCUUUCCUCCUAGCCAUUUCAAUGCCUCUUCACAACCCAAUGAUUGAGAUAUGCAUCGCCGUCGGCUGCAUUUGUUUCUUCAUAAUCAUCAUUGCCAAUCGUUCUCCGCGUGACUGGAAGGAAUUGCUAUUGGAAGAAGUUUUGCCAUCAUGAAAAAUGAGCAAAUUGACGGAAACAAGGAGAUGUUAGCUUUUGGCCUCAUGAACAUCGUUGGAUCUCUCACUUCAUGCUACUUGACAGCUGGUACCAUGAUAACUACUUACCUUCACUUUUAAAAUCCCACAAACAAGUUUUGUAAGAUGGAAUUAUCUGCUGUGCUAUCUUGGUUAUUCAGUUACAACCGGUCUACGAAGAGCCACGUCGGUCAUGCAC